CUCUACGGAAUGAGUCUCCGGUGCUAGAAAAUAUGCUCCGUGUAUGUUUAUCUAUCUGCUUUCGCUCUGUGUCGCACGUCAUAGGACAUACGUGAAUGCACAUUUACGUGGAUAGCUCUAGCAACUCCCACUUGGAGCUUUAAUGACAGACAUCGUAGAAUAGACAUGAUUAUGAAUUGCACAUUGCAUCUCUUCUGUAAAUAAUCUCCGCAAGUCGUCGCAAUGGUUCGUAGCCCAGUAGAAGCAUCAACGUCAUCUCACGGAGCUGUCCUCACAAAGUCCGAGACCAAGCUCAUCCCAGGCUACCACACACCUACACCUCAACACCCAACAUGACGACAACCAACACACCCCUGAGCUCUGAAAAAGUAAAGACGCGCAUCCUCAUAAUCUCAGACACCCACACUGCAUCGCUCUUCCCCUCAGACACCCACGAUGUCCCCUUCCGAGAGCCUCUACCCAAGGCAGACGUGCUCCUCCACUGCGGGGACAUGACCAUGAUAGGACAUCUAUGGGAGUACGAGCGGACGCUAGAAUUACUGUCGUCCAUCGACGCAGAGCUCAAGCUCGUCAUCGCGGGCAACCACGACAUCAGCCUGGACGAAGUGUACUACCAGAGAAAAGGGCAGUACAUGCAGAUGUUGAAGGAAGCUGAUGAUUCCAUCCCCGCGCGCGCCAGGGAACUGAUGACGGGUGCGCGUGCGAGGGAAGCCGGGAUAAGGUAUCUUGACGAAGGGACUCAUGAAUUUGUGCUGAAGAACGGCGCGAAACUGAGAGUCUACGCCUCACCAUACCAACCAGAGUUCUGCGACUUUGCAUUCCCGUACUUCCGGAAUGAGGACCGCUACAACCCCCUCCACAAGAGCACCCCCAACUCCACCCACAUCGCCGUCAACCCCGUGCCUGACUUCCCCGCCAUCGAUGUGAUGAUGACGCACGGCCCGCCCAUGGGGAUCCGAGAUAUGACGUCCCGGAAUGAGGUCGUCGGUUGCGAGCAUCUGCUCCGCGCGGCGCGCAGGUGCAAACCGCGGUUGCAUUGCUUCGGGCACAUUCACGAGGGGUGGGGUGCAGAGAGGGUGCGGUGGGCAGAGGGAGAGGGGAUUGACGCGAAGUGGGAGGAUCACGUGGAGGGUAGUGAAUUGAUCGAGUUUGAAGGGGAGCGGCUGCGACAGGAUCGGGCAGCGGUGGUAGAUGUCAGUGGAUCUGGCGGGGACGAGUUGGCGUUCGGUCGCGAGACGCUGAUGGUGAAUGCGAGCAUCAUGACAUUGAGGUAUCAACCCCAGCAGGCACCAUUUCUUGUGGACUUGGACCUAGAAAAGGCUUGAUGGAAUCAUUCGUAUCCGUGAAUAGGAUAUGGAUCGCUUAGAGUAUUUACAAAUGAAGGAGAAGAGAACAGGACACCGGGUAUAAUGCAAUCUGCGCCCAUCGAAACAAACGUGAUGGGAUCGUAGUACUUCAAUCCAGUCGUGCGUAGCCAGAGCCCUGCACGUCGCGACCCUUGGACCCGACGAAACUCUCCCGCUCGAGCGCCAUCAUCUUCUUCGCCUUGUUCUUCCUCCGGCGUCUCAGCGGCCUCUUGAGCCUCGCGAUCGCCCGCACCACCUGCCAGGUGUGGCUAUUGCGCUUCUGCGGCUUGUCCCUGCCGAGCUUAUGGUCCUCGACGAAUGUAUCGAAGGUGAGGUCUCGAUUGCAGGAUUUCGUCUUGCCGUCUGUGGGGUCGAUCUCGUUGCGGAGAUGCGUGCUGCGGAAUCUGUCUC
This is a messenger RNA of Aaosphaeria arxii CBS 175.79, 1757 nucleotides long. Its product is annotated as ser/Thr protein phosphatase family protein. Lineage: Eukaryota; Fungi; Ascomycota; Dothideomycetes; Pleosporales. The record is from RefSeq and is a predicted model, not a curated record. The transcript is spliced from 2 exons. Bases 333 to 1325 code for a protein of 330 amino acids. Gene Ontology annotation, molecular function: hydrolase activity.